Messenger RNA from Sturnus vulgaris (Common starling), 5710 nucleotides. It is a transcript of the gene DIO2, whose product is annotated as iodothyronine deiodinase 2. The record is from RefSeq and is a predicted model, not a curated record. Gene Ontology annotation, biological process: thyroid hormone metabolic process. Gene Ontology annotation, molecular function: thyroxine 5'-deiodinase activity. NCBI's taxonomy places the organism in Eukaryota, Metazoa, Chordata, Aves, Passeriformes, Sturnidae.
UAAGUAUUGUUGCACCUAGUAGCUAGCUUUACUGACACAGAAAUGAGAGGUCUGUUCAGUGCUUAAAUAUCCGAGAAACAAUGGGAUAGUGCAGGAAAGUUAACAAUUAACAGUCUCAGCUUAAAUUUUGUAACUGCAGGGAACUGGAAACAGAGCUGCCUCUCUCUUCAGCAAAAUCAGGUCUCCUGGUUAAGAGAAGAAUUUUUGUUAACAUCUAAAUUUCUGAAAAAGAAGCAGCUUGCAAUUGAAUGAGUAUCGUGCAGUUAUGGUUUUAACCAGCCUGCUCAUACUUAACUAUCUCUGCUUAUUUUAAAUAGAGCAGCUGUGAAAUGGGUAAUGAGGCUUUUGAAAUGCCUUUUGCUUUACUCUUUUAAAUGAGGGUACAGAGCAAUAAAGACAGCUGAAGGUAUCCGGCUGAAGAGAAGCAGCAAGGAAGAUGGGUCUGCUAAGUGUGGAUUUGUUGAUCACGCUUCAGAUCUUGCCGGUCUUUUUCUCCAAUUGCCUCUUUCUUGCGCUCUAUGACUCUGUGAUUCUCCUGAAGCACAUGGUUCUGUUUCUGAGCCGCUCUAAGUCUGGGCGCGGUGAGUGGCGGAGGAUGCUGACCUCGGAGGGGCUGCGCUGCGUCUGGAACAGCUUCCUCCUGGACGCCUACAAGCAGGUCAAACUGGGAGGAGAAGCCCCAAACUCCAGUGUAAUCCACAUAGCCAAGGGCAGUGAUGGCAGCAGUGGCAGCUGGAAGAAUGUUGGUGGCAAGUGUGGAACCAAAUGCCACCUUCUGGAUUUUGCCAACUCAGAGCGGCCACUGGUGGUCAACUUUGGCUCAGCUACCUGACCACCGUUCACAAGCCAGCUGUCAGCCUUCAGCAAGCUGGUGGAGGAGUUCUCUGGUGUGGCUGACUUUCUGUUGGUCUACAUCGAUGAAGCUCACCCAUCGGAUGGCUGGGCUGCGCCUGGAAUCUCUCCCUCUUCAUUCGAAGUUAAGAAACACAGAAGCCAGGAAGAGAGAUGUGCAGCUGCUCACCAGCUCCUAGAGCACUUCUCCUUGCCACCUCAGUGCCAAGUGGUGGCUGACUGCAUGGACAACAAUGCCAAUGUGGCCUAUGGAGUUUCAUUUGAGCGAGUAUGCAUUGUGCAGAGACAAAAAAUUGCCUACCUGGGGGGCAAAGGCCCCUUUUUCUACAACCUUCAAGAGGUCCGGCUUUGGCUGGAACAAAACUUCAGCAAAAGAUGAAAUCCAUUCUUCACAGGAGUUAUGUCAACAGAUGUAUCCCUUUAAGGUGAUGCAAAAGGGAAAAAAACCGAAAACAUAUGCUAGUUUGAAUAAAAUCUUUCAGCUGAUUGCAGGAGAACACAUUUGAUAACAAUGUCAAGUGAAUGUUAACUAGGAAAAGAAAACAAAACAAAAAUCUAGCUCCACAGAAACAUUGUCAAGGGAAAAAAAAUCCCACUCCUGCUCUUGCUAUGGGACAGAAGAGGUGAACAGGCUUCUCCAAAAAGGUGCUGCUGUCAAGCAGGUAGGGUGGUUAGAUAAGACCUGUUUCCCAGAAGUCCCAGUCCUGGGGUGAGGCAGAGAAUGUGUUUCUGCUUGGAAGGCAUUCCAGGGAAAGGCAAUGCUAUACAUUUUAUCAGAAACACUUCUUUAUGCCCCUGUGGCCAAUGCAAGUAAUCUGGGAGGAGCAGGGGGUUUGCAAUUACUUUGCAUACCAAUGGCAGUGCAGUGUGUGGUGAUUUUCCUCUCUUGGUAGAAAACAUUGUUCAGAGACUUCAGGAACCACAUGCGAUGCAUGGCACAGGCAGACUGGCUGCUCAGAGCAAGAUGAACCUUUGUCUGCUGGUAUUUGUUCUCUCUGUGGACACCUCUGCACAGUAUAUUAACUACGUAAUGCUACCUUAAAUGUUUGUAUCCAGUGUGCAGGCCUGUGCCUGCUGAGAAAGGUGUUAAGUUCUAUGGUGUUGGACCAAAAAAGACAAUGGUGAUCAAAUAAGCCCAUUACCAUUUGAAAACUGAAAUACCUGGACUAAUUAUAACACAACAUUGAGAACCAUCUAGAGCAUGCAUCAUGAGACAAAACUCAGCUGAUGCCAACCAAACCCUUGGUUCUGAGAGCUGACAACACACAUUUAUCGACGUUCUCUGGUUCUCAUCUCUGUUUCUUUACCCACUUUCAUCUCUUUCUGUCUAGCAAUAGCUUAAAGGUAAUUUCACUUUUAGUUUUUAAAAAACCCCAACUUUUUUUUUUUUUUUUUUUAAUGUGAGAUAAUUACCUUGCAUUACCUUGUAUUUUGGGGAUGGGGGAACUUAUGCACAAUUUUACCUCAUUGAAAUGGAAAACUAUCCUGUCAUUUAUCCUGUUAAAUGUAGUCAUGGUGACUUUUACUGUCUUAGAUAUCUGAACCUAGUUUAUAGCUAUGUUAAUCUGAAAGUUAAGUCAUUUGCAGCCUUAGAAUUGAUUAGCUGCAGUUCUGCUACUGGAUGAGCCGAUAGUCUGUUUUGCUCAUGUUCUUGAAAACCUUCCCAGAAGAGAAACAGGGAGGACAAAUAGUUUGAAUUAAUGUGAGUGCAAAAGGUGGCAGAAUUUUCAUAUGAAUGAAUAUGAGGAAUGGAUUGUUAUGUUUAAAGAGAUACUGUGAACUUAGAGUACACAUUAAGUUAAGUAUUUCAAAAACUAAAAUUAUUUAAUCAAGUCUGAUGAAAAGGCAGAUUUACAAUGAGCUAACCUGUUAGAGCUGACAAAUGAAAACCCAUAUGGAGAUGGACUAUCCAAGUUUUUUCUCAUCUUUGGCAGAAAAAUGAAACAGAUAAACAGAGUAAGUGGCAAAAAUCAAAUUAGUUCUUUACUUUGUCAUCCUGCCCAUCAUCAGGAAUAUGAUGUGUUGAUACUGACAUAGGAAAGAAUAGAAAAUACUAAGUGUUUCAAUUUUCACAAUGCCCAUUAUUAGCGUGUAUUUCCUCUAGCUUGGCUGUUGGUCAACUUAGCCAAUGUAGGAGGAAUUUGGAAAUGUGUUUUCAAGCACAGAUCUGAAAUAAUGACAGUAACAUGGGUAAUUUCUCCUGUACUCAGGUUCAUGCUUCCCAUUCUUCUCACAUUUUCCUCCACACACUGUUAAACAUAGACACACAUGCACUUACACAGUUGGUAAUGUGCAUUGGAGAAGGGUGUGAAGAGUGGUCCUCAGAUCUCCUAGCGAGCCCCACUUCUCAGAAGGUCUGUGUCUCUCUAUGUGUGCAUUUAUAUAUGCAUCCAUAUGUAUAUAAUACAUUUUAAUGUAUGUGUAUACAUAUGCAUGCACAUAUAAAUGGUGUCUAAGACCACUAGUAAUAAUUAUCCUGUCCUACCAUUCAUUAACGUUACUGUAAAUCAUUGCUCAAUGUGGAAGAUCGUUGCAGAUCUUCAUGACUAACUGGGAUAUAUAACUGAAUUUUUAAAACCUAUUAUCAUAGAAACAGUAACAUAGCCAGACUACAUGGUUUAUUUAAUCCAGUGUCCUACCUCUGACUGUAUCAGAUGCUUCAGGGGAAGGUGCAAUAAUUUUUAACAUACAGAACUUUUAUUAGCUUCAGCCCGUACUACUUUUGCCUCAUCUAAAGUGAUUGUUGAUGUCUCAUCCCUCAUGGGAGGCUGAUUCUGGGUUUUGAGAUAUAAAUAUUUUGUGAGGUGGGGAUUACUAAAAUAAAAAAAAAUCCCAUUUAAGUUCAAAGAAAACCAAAUGAAAACAGAAUUUUUCUUUCAUAUUUAAAUCAGCUGCUUUUCAAUGUCAUUCUCAUCUCUUGCUGUUAUAUAUGCUAAACCACUAAGCAUAAGCGAUCCCAAUUUUUCUUCUGUAUGUUGGUCAUUAUGUAAUCUAAAUAGAAAUUUGCAUACCUUUUGUGUGUUUAAGACAAACAAUAACUCAUAUUCUUAUACUGGUUCAUACUCUUUUCUUGUCUCUGAAUCUCUUAUGUUUUUACUAUACUUUCCUUUUACUCAGGUGAGUAAAGAUGUAGACAUUAAUCCAAGUGAAAAUCUGUACUGAUAUACCCAGCACAGCAUCUUUUCCUUAUUAUAUUCUAUUCUUCAGUCAUCUGAAAAAUUUUUAAUCCAUAGUGACUCCAUAGCCUUUGUAAAACUUAAACCAGUAAGUCUUUUCUUCUUUUCCUCAUUAUACUGUUGAAGUCUGAACUGUUUAUAUGGGAAAUGCUAGCCAAAUGUUUAACACAGCUGUUGAAACAUACCUUUAGUUCAGAGGAAAGAGCUGGAAUUAGUAAUUCAGUUUGUUAAUACCCAUUUGCAUAUCUAAAGUUACAAUUAUUUUUCAAGUCCAUUCUCUCCUUUUGAAUUUUGUUAUUUUGCUUUGUAAUUCAUAGAUGCCUCUUCAUCACAAAGUAUACAGGAAUUAUAAAAUUGGCUCCUGUAAAUGGGAAAAACACAUUGAUUUUCCACAAAUAAAAAUACACAAUAACUUCAUUUCUUUCUUGGCAACAUGUAUGACUGUCCUGCCCAAAAUUUAAAGAUAUUCCAGCCUCACUGAUUACCAAGACAGAAAUACAUUUUGCAGAACCUUGGGUUCCUUCAGAAAACUUCUGGUUAGAAAGCAGGGCUUUCUUCUUUACUAGAUAUCGAUUUUACUACCUUGCUAGCCUUGUCUAGUCUGCUGUGAGACUGUAUUUGCUUCUGUGUCAUUCUCACUGUGUCAGGGCACUAUAUCCUAUUGCUUGAGGUGCUCCAGUGUGACAUACAUGUUGAGCAACAGCUCACAAAAGAGGUGCCUGAACACAUUCUUGAAGGCUGCUGUAUAUAAUAGAGACCCCAAUACUCUGUCUCAACAUUAGUAUGGGAAACUUACAGUAUUUUUCAUUUUGAGCAACAUAAAAAGCUAUUCUGGGCUAUAAUUCUAUACUUUCUGUGCUUAGCAUCUGUAUUUAGCACUGUAUAAAAGGAAUGUAAAACAUUUUGUGCAGAUGAGAAACUAUAGCAUUUUGCUCUUUACUUGUGUAGACAAUGACAUAAAUUUAAGGCAGCACGAAAACAUGCCCCAUCUAUUAAAAAUAAGAAAAUCUAUUACUAAAUAUGUUGUUGAACAACUGUCUGAACACUUUGAGAAACAAAAUGCAGUGAUUUUUAGGAGGGUGAUCUUGGUGGGCAAACCUACAACACUUCUCAAAAAGGUAUUUGUGCUAUGCAUCCAGGUGUGUGCAGAGGGAAGUUAUGUUUCUGCAUGUGUGAAAGUGGCUUUUCUGUGAUGUGGAGUAUAGAUUUAAGAGUUUUUUAAGGCUUUCAUUCAGUACUAUAACCAAAGCAAUAGGAGGUGUCAGGUAGGGAAUAUUGGCCAGUUUUGUGCAACUCGCCACCACGUCUGUAACAAAUCCAUCAUCAGCUGGGCCCAGCUUGGAGUCUUCAGUGAAGAGAGAUUGGGGUGAGGCAGGGGAGGCUUGUGUGCUUAUGAAGGUCGCUAACAAAAGAGUGAUUAACUCAGUUAGCGUUCAGAUGCCCUCACACUGGCACUCCUCUGUGCACCUUCGUGUGUCUGUGUUUGAAAGAGCUGUCUCUGGGUCUGUUCAUUACAUCGCCGUGGUGUAGGUGCCUGUGUGUACUAUGUGUGUGUCAUUGUUUAAAUGACAAAAAUACACUGCAGGAGAGCCAGCAAAAUUUUGUUACAAUAUGGUGCUCCAUGAAAUGUGCUUUCUAGAUUUGUUUUUCUGGUAUUAUAAUAAAUGAUAAAGGAAAAUUUA